UCGAGAAAAAAACUUUCCAGCGGUGAGGAGGAUGAUGAAGUGCACAGCGAGAUGGUGGGAGCAGCUGUUGGAGUGAGCAAUGCCAGCGGGGAUCAUAAUCGGCAUGAUGAUUUGCUCCUGCAGUGAAAAUAAACCUAGGAAACCAACUUUUUUUUUGUUUUACUACUGGAAAAAAUGAUCUGAUGCUCACUUUUAGUCUGAGCUCAUUUUUGAGGAUUUUAUCACAAAUUGUUGUGAUCGACUGAGCACGCUGGACGGAUACCUGAAUCGAACCUUUUCUCCCAAAACGUAACCUUUUGUUUUGAACUGGAAAAAUGAUUUGAUUGUCACUUUGAUUUGAUUUGAUUUCUUUUUUUUUUAAAUGUUAAUUCAUCAGUAGCCAUCUUCGUCAUGUUUCUUCUUCAACUCCUUGUGGUUCUGAACGUGGGCUGGAGGGCUGGCUGCUCCGAGCCGUCGUCCAUUACCAUCCAGUACCGCGUCUGGGAAGAGCAACCUGCGGGAACUCGGGUGGGCCGGCUGGUGGACGACCUCUGGCAAAUGGACCAGGUGGGUCCUCUGGAAAACUUCCAGGUUGCGGAGCAUGGGUGGGCCCUUCCUUUUGCCAUCAAUGCCGGAGAUGGUGAGAUCUCCACCCAGGGCCGCUUGGACCGGGAGGAGCUGUGUCGCGGUGCAGACGAGUGCGAAGUGGCCUUUAGUGUCCUGUACAGGAAGAGCGGGGCGGUGCACUGCCUGCGGGUUCACGUGGAGGUGAUGGACCUGAAUGACAAUAGCCCCAGCUUUGCCAGUCCCGUCCAGGAGUUGGAGAUCUCGGAGACGGCCGGAUUACGGAUGAGGAUUCCGCUGGAAUGCGCGGUGGAUCCGGAUGCAGGAGCCAAUGGAAUUCAGACAUACACGUUGUCCUUCAACCAGCAUUUUGAGCUAGACGUGACUUCUGCGCUGGGUGGCACCAAACAGGCGGAGCUGGUCGUGAUCAAAGAAUUGGAUCGGGAAGUUCAAGGAUCCGUUGAGCUCACCUUGACCGGGUGGGACAAAGGGAACCCGCCGAGGUCUGGGAGUGCUUUAAUUCGUGUUUAUAUUCUAGACUCCAAUGAUAACAGUCCUACCUUUGAAGACAGCGCACCCAUGGUGGAGAUACCUGAGAACACAGAACGUGGGACAACGAUCAUCCAUCUAAGAGCCACGGACCCCGACCAGGGUGCCAACGGGGAGGUGGAAUACUCGCUGAGUAAGCACUCACAUCCUGACGUUCAGAGGCUCUUCUUCGUGGAUCCACAGAGUGGCGCUGUGAGCAUCAGAGCUCCUCUGGACUACGAGGCCCAGACCUCUCAUGAAGUGGUGGUACAGGCCCGCGAUCGCGGACCCAACUCCAUUCCCUCACACUGCAAGCUCCAUGUCAAGCUUGUGGAUGUCAACGACAACGCCCCGAGGAUCCACAUGACCUGGACUCAUCCCAGCUCUCCAGCUGCGACGGUGCUUGAAGGGGCGCCAGUAGACACCUUCCUGGCUUUGGUGAGGGUUUCGGAUGCAGACUCUGGAGAAAACGGGAAAGUGACGGCUAUGAUUCAACACGGUUCCGGCCCCUUCCAUAUCAAAAAGAUCCCCGGUGAAAAUUACAUGAUCGUAACUGCGGGUGUCUUGGAUCGAGAGAAAGUGAUGGACUAUAAUAUCACACUGGUGGCGCGGGAUUACGGAGAUCCGCCAUUAACCUGCGUGAAACACCUGCCUGUCCUGGUUUUGGAUGAGAACGACAAUACGCCGGUGUUUUCCUCAGAUGUUUACAAAUCUUCAUUCAAGGAGAACAACGUCGCAGGCUACCAAGCCCUCAAGGUCCAAGCGCAUGACGCAGACUUGGAGCUCAGCGGCAGAGUUUUGUACUACCUUUACAACUCCAGCGACGUAAAGUCUCCCACCCAGCCUUUCUCCAUCCACCCAACCAGCGGUGUUGUCAGCGUCGUUCAGCCGCUGGACUAUGAAGAGUACCACUCAUAUUUAUUCCUGGUGGAGGCUGUGGACCAGGGUCACCCGCCUCUUAGGACCACAGCCACGGUGCAAAUUGACAUUCAGGAUGUGAAUGACAACUACCCGGUCAUCAAAGAUCCGCGGCCCAAACAGGGCGUGGCUCAGCUCAGUGUUCCCAUCAAUAUGGAUCGUGGGACCAUUGUAACGGAGCUGGGUAGCGACGGUGAGGAAGGAUUGACCGCUUUGCCCACCGAGCACUCAGUCCCACAGGGAUUUGACGGAUUUCUUGCCUCCACCAUAAAGGCUGAAGAUUCCGACUCGGGACUGAACGGACAACUCCAAUACUUCAUCACCGAUGGCAACCCCCUCUUCUGGUUAGAUCAGGCCACGGGUCAAUUGUUUGUCAACACCACCAACGCCACCCAACUCAUCGGGAAAACAGUGAAGGUGGACAUUUCUGUCUCUGACAUGGGGACCCCCAGCCUAGCCACCAAGGCCACACUGGAGGUGACUUUCAUCAACCUCAAGGAUCACUUGAAGAACUCGUCCACUGGGGACCGGGGGCGGUUCAGUUUCACCAUGAUGCUGGCCAUCUGCUUGGGGGCGACGUGUCUUCUGCUACUUCUCGCCAUCGCCUCGGUCACAACCUUCUGCAGACCCGACAAAAGGGAGUACCGGGCCUACAACUGCAGGCAGGCUGAAUCCACAUACACGUGCCAUCCGCGCCGUCCACAGAAGAACAUCAGAAAGUCGGACAUUCAGCUAAUUCCCGUAAUGAGGGACCACAAAGAGGAGAUCGUGCUGGAGGACAGUGAAAAGACGCCACUCACCCCGUCGCAUGACCAACCCCCGGAGAAGGUCUUAGAGUUGACGCCACUGAUGAUGAACUCGAGCUUCCAUUCCCAAACACACCUCGAGGGCGAUAUCCCUCAUGGCAGGACUCUACGAAAACCUGCACACAUCCAACUGGACCCCACCUUGCCUCUGACGCCGGUGACUUCCUAUUGUACACUUCGCAAGGCAAGAAACCAGUCGUCAACGUCGUCUUCAGGAUCCCAUUCGAGCACGCUGAAGCGGAAGGCGGCGGAGACGGCAGCUUCGACACCUCAGGCGACUCUCAGAAGGCCCAAGACAUCAGAGGGUCGCGAGUCCAGUGACGCGGAAAAGCAACAGAUGCUCCGGAAUCUGGUGCGACUGUCCAUGGCGGCCUUCGCCGACUCUAUUGAAUUCUCGUCGGCCUCCCCAGAAGUGCAGCAGAUUUCUCAGCUGCUGUCGCUCCUACGUCAAGGUCAGCUGCAGCCUCGGACCAACUUCCGCGGAAACAAAUACUCUCACCGAGCUGCCGCAAGGUACGCGGGUCAGGACUGUUCUGACUGGCAGAGCACCAAGGACAGCGGGCACGGAGAGAGCGAGGCGGGCGACAUGGACUGGGAGGUGGGGAGGGACUCACCCGUCGACCCCCAUCUUGAGGAGGGAUUGCACGACCUGCUCAAUCAAACUGAAGACAUCAGUGACCCGUCGUGGAUGGCGCGUCUGUCUGUGACUCUGUCGGGAGAUUACCACGACAACGUCUUCGUGCCCAACGAGCCUCCAUCCUCUGAUAGCGAGCUGAUGCCGCGUCACGCCUUGGACUCCUCGUCAUCCUUCUCCACUUUCGGAAAAACCCCAGACAAGGACAGCCCACUGGGCGGGGCCUUGCUCUCGGAGGUCAGCACGCUCUUCGAGAUGCUGAUGACGCAGAAAGCCGAUGCCCACCCGGGCCCUCGAGCCGACGUCCUCUACCGGCUGUCUUCGGCAUAUCGACGCUCGUUGGAAGUGGAUAGCGGUACGCCCGCUACUAGCACCCAAAUGAGAGGCCUGCCCCCACAGCCUGGACACUUUUGACACUGGAAACCAAAGAAAUCACAGCGAGUGUUAUGUACUAUCAUUUGCUUUGUAAUUUAAACUAUUAAGUCAUUUGUCCUUGCUUGACUGCAACAGUUCCAAACAGAAAUGCAUAAAAAAAAAAAAAAAACGCACACCGUGUCCAAAUAAUCCCUACAUUGCCGAAAAUGUCCUUGACUGUUGUCAAUUGGACCUAUUUGAAUUGUUCUGUUUGUUUCACUGUAUUUAUAGCAGUCCAGAUAGUCUGGAGCAACACAAUAGAGUGUCUACAAGUAUAAACGACAACAUUACAAAUAAAUGAAAACAAAAUGUGAAACGCUUUUAUGAAGUAUACAGACUUAGAUAAAUUUCAGUCAGUCUGGGAGGUCUGUGAGUCUCUUUAGAGUGAGACAAUCAUCACAAACAAUACAUUAGGUCUGAGUUUGUUGGGUUGAUUUCCUAAAUUUCCAAUGUUUAUCAUGAAACUUCGACGUUAAGUUGCGCCCACCUGCAAUGACCAAAACAUUUUGCUCGUCAUAUUCGGCUCUGUAGUCUGGGGAAAAAAAGGCCUUAAAAUGGCCGCCUACCUGUAUCUCUUCAGGUAUUUUUUUUGAGACUAUUUUGCAGACCAUCUUAUGACCGACACACCUACCAAAUUUCAUGUUGAUCAGUCAGUCUCCAGGGGGAUGGAUUUAAACAAAAACUGGAGGUUUGAAUAAGGGGAGUCCAUGAAAAAAAACAAAUCAAAAUAAAACAAAAAAGUCUAAACGGCAUUUACAUUGUAAAGUAAGAAUUCCCAUUCUACGUAACAUUUUAUUUUAUCAUUUUAUUUUGUUUUGGGCGGUUCACAUUUCGUAUUGAGUUUCAUUUCUUCAUUUUGUUUGUACUCCUGGGCCACCGUAGCACAAUGACAGACAAAAUCAUCAUACCGAAAAGCAAGAAGCACAGUUUCAUUGUAAAAAAUGAAAUGUGGCAUUUAUGACUCUUUUUUUUUUUUUUGGUAAUGUCAAACGUUGAUUGCACUGACAAUUGAGCGGCUUUUUAAGGGAAUCCAAUUUUGUCUUGUGUCAACACUGAAUCAAAUCAGGCUUUAUACUCAAAAGAGGAAGAUGAAGACAUGGAGGACGUGAAGACAAGUUGUCACGAGAAGGUCGCUGGGUGGAAACAAUGAAGAAGGGGAAACAGGAAAUGGGAGAAAGGAAGUCGCUUUGAUGGCAAAUAAAUGGAGGGAGGCCAAUGGCCACCAGACUGUUUUAUA
Messenger RNA from Hippocampus zosterae (dwarf seahorse), 5080 nucleotides. RefSeq names its product protocadherin 12 (gene pcdh12). Gene Ontology annotation, cellular component: plasma membrane. NCBI's taxonomy places the organism in Eukaryota, Metazoa, Chordata, Actinopteri, Syngnathiformes, Syngnathidae. The coding region runs from base 391 to 3843 and encodes 1150 amino acids. The transcript is spliced from 5 exons. The record is from RefSeq and is a predicted model, not a curated record. Gene Ontology annotation, molecular function: calcium ion binding. Gene Ontology annotation, biological process: homophilic cell-cell adhesion.